Messenger RNA from Chelonia mydas (Green sea turtle), 5926 nucleotides. It is a transcript of the gene CPZ, whose product is annotated as carboxypeptidase Z. Gene Ontology annotation, molecular function: metallocarboxypeptidase activity; zinc ion binding; protein binding. The transcript is spliced from 11 exons. Gene Ontology annotation, biological process: proteolysis. Lineage: Eukaryota; Metazoa; Chordata; Testudines; Cheloniidae. The record is from RefSeq and is a predicted model, not a curated record. Bases 125 to 2086 code for a protein of 653 amino acids.
CACUAAUUUCCUUUGCAGCUUGGCGAGAGAGGGAGAGCGCGCGGCGUGGAGGCUCAAAGUGGAGAAACUCCUCCAGCAGCCAGUGCCACAUCACUAUCCUGACCGCACACAGAGGCGCUCCAGCAUGCUGCUGAGGCUCCUGCUGUUUCUUGGUGCCCUGGUGAGGGUCACUGAGCCUGCCCCACGCUGUGAACCCGGCCAGGAAACCUUAGGACAAUGCCAAACAGGAGAAAAAGCAAAAUGCGUGGACAUCACCUUAGGCUCUUGUGGUGACGUUCCCUACACCAAAACAAUGUACCCUAAUUUGCUGGAUCAGAAGUCCAGAGAAGUGGUUGAAUUCAGCUCUGAAUAUAUUCUCAUGAGUGUGCUACACAACUUGCUUCAGGGAGAAUGUAAUCCUGAUCUGAGACUCUUGAGCUGCUCAAUACUGGCCCCACAGUGUGAAAAAGACAAAAUGAUAAAGCCCUGCAGACACGUCUGUGAAAACCUGAGAAAAAAUUGCCUUCCUGCAUUUGACACAAUAGACAUGGCUUGGCCCUACUUCUUAGACUGUGAUCGCUUCUUUGCUGGUGAAGAAGAAGGUUGUUUUGAUCCACUGGCAAAGCUACGAGGGGAGCCAGAAUUAGCUGAGGAAGAUUUACUUGUGGAGGUGCCUACAACUUUAAUUCAGUUCACCCAUCAUUCGUAUUACAAAAUGGUGAGCAUUUUGAAGAAGACUGCUUCUAGGUGCUCCCACAUUGCAAGAACUUACAGCAUUGGCCGUAGCUUUGAAGGGAGAGACCUUUUUGUGAUUGAGUUUUCAACCAAUCCUGGACACCAUGACCUGAUGAAGCCAGAAUUUAAGUAUAUUGGAAACAUGCAUGGAAAUGAAGUUGUUGGAAAAGAAUUGUUAAUAUACCUUGCACAAUACUUGUGCUCUGAAUAUCUCCUUGGGAACCCCAGGAUCCAGACUUUGAUAAACAACACUAGAAUUCACCUUCUGCCUUCACUGAACCCAGAUGGGUAUGAACUUGCUGCAGAAGAGGGAGCUGGUUACAAUGGAUGGAUUAAUGGACGUCAAACUGCUCAGAACCUUGAUCUUAACAGAAAUUUCCCUGACUUGACAUCUGAAGUUUACAACAGAGCCGGACUCCGAUGGGCACGCCUAGACCACAUCCCCAUUCCACAGUCCUAUUGGGAGGGUAAGGUAGCACCGGAGACAAAAGCAGUUAUGAAGUGGAUGAGGGCUAUACCAUUUGUAUUGUCUGCCAGUCUCCAUGGAGGUGAAUUAGUUGUUACCUAUCCCUAUGACUUCUCAAGGCAUCCACUAGAAGAGAAAAUGUUCUCCCCUACACCUGAUGAGAAGAUGUUCAGAUUGCUGGCUAAAGCAUAUGCAAGUGCACAUCCAAUCAUCUCAGACAAAUCAGAAGCUCGUUGUGGUGGAAACUUCGUAAAACGAGGAGGAAUUAUAAAUGGUGCUCAGUGGUACAGCUUUACUGGAGGUAUGGCAGAUUUUAAUUACCUUCACACAAACUGUUUUGAAAUCACCUUGGAGCUGGGAUGUGAAAAGUUUCCUUUGGAGGAGGAACUGUAUUCAGCCUGGCAUGAAAACAAAGAAGCCCUUCUGACUUUUAUGGAAAUGGUACACCGUGGGAUAAAGGGAAUUGUGUCUGAUAAAUUUGGUAACCCAAUAAAAAAUGCCAGAAUUUCAGUAAAAGGGAUCCGACAUGAUGUUAUCACAGCUGCCGAUGGAGACUACUGGAGACUCCUACCUCCGGGAAGAUAUAUAAUCAGUGCUCAUGCUAUCGGAUACAGCAAGGUGAUGAAGAGGGUCACUCUGCCUGCCAAGAUGAAAAGAGCGGGGAGGGUAGAUUUUGCCCUUCGAUCUCUAGAUACAAGGCCUAAAAAUUUCCUCUGGGGGCCGAUGGAAGACAUAUAUGAGCGAUAUGACCCACUGGAAUAUUUUGAUCCUCAUGCCCAACAUGCACCGUCUGAACCAAGAGAAGAAAGAGGGCAGCCUACACGGCACAAUGAGAAGCCUUGGUGGUGGUCUUACUUCAGCUCUCUAGGCCAGCAUAAACCACUGUGGCUGCUCAAACAGCGUUAAGUCAGAUAAUUGUUUUGCUCACCUUCUUAUGACACUGUUCCAUCAAAAUCCUAAUACCCUGAUUGCUAAUGGCAAUAUUUAAAUCUGUUUAAUUUGGAAAUACAGUGUUAACUCAAUAUCACUUUCUGUAAUUCUUUUUUCCCCCUCUUUUCACAGAAUUGACUAUAUUCAAGUACUUUUAUAUAUUAAAAAAAUAGUACACAUUUGUUCAAAGGCCAGGUUCUAUUCAGUUUCCUAGUAAUGUGCUUUCCUUAUGCCCAUGCAGUUAAUCAUCAGAUUUAUUAUUUAUUAGAUUCUAAAGUACCUGCAGAGGAAUCUUCCUGAUCUUUUAAUGCAUUUUCAAACAUGUCUUAUCACAUUAAUUAUUGCAAACUGAAAACAACCUUUAGGAAAAUUUGGAAAAGCCUUUUCUUCUUUAUACAUUAUUUCUGCAUAUUAAGUUUAGUACAUUAAAUCUUCCAGCAUAGAUUAAAAUUAUUUUAGAGGAAAAAAAACCCUUCAUUUGAUCUCAGCAUUAAUUUUCAGAAAAGACUCACUAGAAAGGAGAAAUGUGGAAAGAAGAAAUCUGUGUUUCUGAAUUAGGAACAUUUAUAGUAGGAUGAGCUACUAGUGAAAGAGUCAGUUCUUAAUAAAGAAACAUAUUGAACAAAGUCACAUUUUCCCAAAUUCUAUUUGAGAAAUUCUCAUUCAGUUUCCAUCUGGUAAUGCUUGAAAGGGACCCAUACAAUUUUAUAAAAUAAAGGGAAAUGUGAUAAAGGCCAGAUUGUGAUAUCCUCCCAUGUGUUGCUUAGUGCCUUACAUCAGGAGUAAACAACUGAAGUAAAUGGGAAUACGUGGAGAGUAUGGUACUAUUCAUGGGAGUAAGAGUAUUUGACCCUACUAGAGUUUUAAUACUAAAGGUAUGCUUGUAUUUCUGAAAACAUUUGUUAUUAAAAAGUACUAGGAGGUAAAAAAUAAAUGGCCUAAUUCAUGAGGGAACUAGGUUAAAAUGUGACAUAUGCCAUACCGGAGUAAUUAAUGGCUUAAUUGCAGAAGUGCGUCUGGAUUCAGCAUAUUGAAAAGAAGCUUUUUUUGUGAGUGAGAUUUCAAGUGUUUCCUAAUUAGAACUAGGUGUGAAAUAGAGUGAGGAUAACCUUCCCUGUGCUAUGUCUGUCCAGGCCACAAUCAGGAGUUUUAAGUUGGACUGAAGUUCUGCUGGGUUUCAUGAAUGGUAAUCCAGAUACAGGGGUUGGGUUAUGGCACACCAGUAGGAAACAACAGGUAGAAUCUUUGGAGAAGGAACCUCAACCUCCCUGAAUUCCUGAGUUAUUUCACUCUCCGGAAGAUACACAGUUCAUUUUUCAGUUGCAACAAUUUUAUGGGGAAAAAAAUAAUUUUCAAUGUUUUUUUUUAAGUAUUUUUUAAAAUCAAGAAGAAUAGACGUGCCUUGUUGAGAAUGCAAUAACUUCCACAUUAAAUAAACAACCAAAAAAAAAAGGAUUUUCUUUUAGGACCACAAAUAAUGAGAAUAUUCAAUAAACCUAAAAUCUGUGAAGGGCUAUUUUUUCCUGACAGUUACAAGUGGACAUAUUGUAUGUAGUAGGCUUAAAUGUAGUGAUGAGGGGAUAUCAAACUCACUUAUUGAGCAAGCCGACGACUUGGUUCAGAGCAUUACCAGUUAGAUGUUAAGAAUGAUUGUAGUCUCUAGAAUUGGGAUCUUAGUCUCAUCUCUAAAGUGGGAGUAGUGAUAUUUCCCACCCGGAUCUGUCUUAUCUAUUUAGCGUGUAAACUCUAUGGGGCAGGGACUGUCUCUUAUUAUGACUGUGUCUACACUGUGAGCUAGGGGUAUGAUUCCUGAAUACAUAUCCACCAAUUUUCAGGUGGGUUUGUAUUUGGCACACCUCAGCCAUGUUUCUGCUGCCACAACCCGAGCUACUGUGGCUAUGCUGCUAUUUAUACUCAUGCUAGCUUGAUGAGAGCUAGUGCAAGUAUGUGUCCACGAGCAGGGGAAUCACAUCCCUAGCUUGUAGUGUAGACCUGGCCUAUGUGUAUGUAGUGCCUAGCAUUUGGGGCAUCUCUAGGCACUACUAUAAUAAAUGCAUGAGAAUGGACACUAUGAAAAACAACCUCAUGACCUGAUUCAGGAAAGCCCUUAUAUGUGUGUUUCACUUUAAGCGCGUGCUAAAUUCCCAGUGGAAUGGGAAUUAAAGUUAAAUACGUGCUUAUCUGCUUUUCUGAAGAGGCGUGGAUUUACGCAGGUGUUUAAGUGCUUUCAUGAAUUGCGGCCUCAUGCAGCACGAAGGUUUAGGAACACAGAAAAGAAAUUAAGAGCAAUGAAAGUUACCUGACAGCCUCCAUUUUGACUUGUCUAGUCUCUUUUUCGGAAUGUCAGAACUACUUUGCCGUGUGACAUGUCCCACAGAGGGACUAUAAUAUCAGUCUAAACUCCACACCCCAAAAUAGCUCAUCUUAUAUGUGAAUUACAGCACAUGUUAGUGAGACUCCCUCUCCUUCUAAGUCAAAGCCUAUGUUUUUUUCAAUUCCCUUCCAACCACAUAUUGAACAUUAUUGACCUAUGUUUUUGUAGCAUCCGCCUUAAUAAUUAAUUUCCCAGUCGCCAUUGUUACCUUUGUUCAUUCAAGCAGGAUGCCAUCCACAAAGCUUUUUUCAUUAACAGGCAUUUGGAACUGCUAAAGGUCUAGGGAACACUCUUCAGAGAGCUUCAUCAUUAAUAUGCCAGUGCAGAAACUCCUCAAUGGAUUCACAGUAUACAGAUGUAAUUAAUAGCCUUUAAGAAGGUGAAGAACAGGGAGAAGUGUUUGCUAAUGUUAUAUUUGAAGUUUCUCUUUUAAUUAUACAGUAGAGAUAAUUUAGAAUAAGCAAAAAUGCCAAGGGAAAAGGAAAGUUAAUUUACACUUCACAAGAAUUGUGAAAACUCCUAUUAUUCUAAAGAAACUCCGGGUCAGAUUAUAUUUGUCCCUUGCACCAAUGUGAUGGGGGAAGGCAGGCAGAAAUGCCUUCUUUUGUCCCCCCUGUGCAGGAGGUGGCCACAGUUAUGGUCCCUGCAGUCCCCUGAAGAAUUCUCUUGCUUUUCCAAAGAGGGAAGGAGGAGAAAAUUUCUCAAGCUGGGCAUCCAAAAAUGGAGGCACCCAAAAUCAUUAGUCACUUUUGAUUGACCAUUUCUCUUUGAAUAUAAUAUAUAAUGUUUAUAUUUGCAUAACUCUCCUGAUUUUCACACCUAUAUACUAUGCUUCCAUCACACAGGUGAACUAGGCUGCUUUCAAAUGACAUCUCCAUUUGCAUGCUGAUAAAGUCCCAUGAAGUAGCUGUUGAAGUGGACAGGUUUUUAGCAGCUCAGCAAGCCAGUCCCUUUUCCUUGAAGCAAACGUUUGCUAGGAUCUUAGUUUAAUUUUUUUUAAACAAUUGCUUUAAAUGGCAGUGACGACAGCCUUCACAAUAUGAACAGAACGUAAACUGAUCCAAUGGUGGCUGCAACAGACUGAAAUAAUAUCUCUAAGAGGUGGGCAUUCUCCUUAUUCAUCUCAGUGGGUUAACCCCAGAACCUUGUGAUGCUACUCUAAAUGUCACCAUUAACUCUUUCACUGUUGUAUGCAUGAAAGAAGAAGGAUGAUCAUAUUAUUAAGAUCUGCACAGUAUACCAUGAAUUGGUGUCACAUUUUGAUGUCAUGAGUGAGCCAAAUUGGUUUGUGGGCAGAGCUUGGGAGAAUAUCACCACUUUCCCCUCCAAUUCUAACUUUUUCUUUAACUUUUAGUAGUACAAAAGGCCAGUUAUUAGAAAUGUAUGCCAAAGUAUUUGAGCAGGGAAACAACAUUUUGAAAUAAAGAAAAUUUGGUACAUUA